Benincasa hispida (wax gourd) is the source of this 1634-nucleotide messenger RNA. Its product is annotated as putative cyclin-A3-1. Gene Ontology annotation, molecular function: cyclin-dependent protein serine/threonine kinase regulator activity. Gene Ontology annotation, biological process: mitotic cell cycle phase transition. The record is from RefSeq and is a predicted model, not a curated record. NCBI's taxonomy places the organism in Eukaryota, Viridiplantae, Streptophyta, Magnoliopsida, Cucurbitales, Cucurbitaceae.
GCGCCAAAUGGGUUUUCUGCGUUUUUCACUUUUCAAAACACUGCAAAAAAAAAAAUGGCGGUCAAUCCUUUCCUCAUCCCCAUUACAAAGUCUCCCCCUCACAACUCCUUCAACUCACCCAUUGCUCCUUCGAUCUCUCUUUCUCUCUUCCGAUUUCAAUUUCCGACCAUCAAUAGCCAAGAGCGAAGGGCUGAGACCAAGAUCCAAUGGCCGCCACAGAGAACUGUGCCCGUGUCACUCGUGCUUCCAAGAAGAGAGCUGCGACGGCCGCCGUGGUCGAGGGUCAAUCAGCUAAUAAGAAGCGGGUGGUUCUUGGAGAGCUUUCCAACGUUCAGAAUGUUAAUGGGUCGGUGGCACCACAGAAGAGAAAGGCCAAGUCCCAGAUGACAAAAUGCAAGCCUAAGAAGAGAACGAAGACUGGUGUUGCUCCAACGAUCAAGAAAGCGGUUGUUUCUGAAGAUAAUGAUCCCAAGUUGACCGUUGAUGAUAUUUUGGACGACCCAGAAAUGAAGGGGCCUUAUUCCUCGGAUAUUUAUGCUUAUCUUAGCAAAAUGGAGGCGGAACCAAAAAGAAGACCGAUUCCAAAUUACAUAGAGAAGAUUCAGACGGAUGUUAGUGCUAAUAUGAGAGGGGUUUUGGUUGAUUGGAUGGUAGAGGUAGCAGAGGAAUACAAGCUAGGCUCCGAUACUUUGUAUCUAUCCAUCUCUUACCUCGAUAGGUACCUAUCCAUGAAUAUCCUCAGUAGGCAAAGGCUUCAAUUGUUGGGGGUUUCUUCAAUGCUUAUUGCCUCGAAGUAUGAAGAAAUCACUCCUCCACAUGUGGAGGAUUUCUGUUACAUAACAGAUAAUACUUACAGAAGGGAUGAGGUUGUGAAGAUGGAGGCUGAUAUUCUCAAGUCUUUGAACUUUGAAAUGGGGAAUCCUACUGCCAAGACAUUCUUAAGGAGGUUCACUAAUAUUGCUCAAGAAGAUUUCAAGAUACCAAAUCUGCAGUUGGAAUUUCUUGGUUAUUACCUUGCUGAGCUUAGCUUAUUGGACUAUAAUUUUGUGAAGUUCUUGCCUUCUAUGGUUGCUGCUUCAGUCGUAUUUCUUGCAAAAUUUAUCAUCCGACCGAAGCUGCAUCCUUGGGGUCCAAAUAUGCAACAAUACACUGGCUACAAGCCAGCUGAUCUAAGGCCAUGUGUCAUUCUGUUACAUGAUUUGUAUAUGGCCAGAAGAGGGGGGUCUUUGAUAGCUGUGAGAGAAAAAUACAAGCUACAUAAGUUCAAGUGUGUUGCGAUGAUGCCUUCACCUCCUGAGAUACCGUUUUCCUAUUUCGAAGAAGCAUAGAUUGGCAAAAGGAUCAUUGAUAGGUUUUACUUGUUAAUUGAAGACAUGAUUUUGACACUCUUCUGAUUGAUUGAAAGAAUUUUUAGGAAGAUGGAAAUUUGUUUUCGGCUCUUCAGCAGGCUCUUGUGAUUUUGGUGCCUCAAAGAUUAGGACCCAUAUUGUUAAUAUUAGUUGAAAGAUGUUUCCUUUUGAUUUUGACAAGUUGGGCAUUUUGUAGUUUGUACUCCUUUUUACCUGUAAAUUGGAAAGUACUUCCAUAUGAAUAACAAUAAAGAAUGCAUCCGUGGCCUUCUCUUUUCUUUAGAA